GCUAACUGUGUGCGCGUCACGGGGCUGCCAUAACGGUUCGGCUCCGCUCCGGCGCGGCGCCUGCGCCCCACUGGCCUGGGUCGCUGCGCCCCAGAGCCUCCGCAUGUCAUGUCCCGGCUGCGCCUCUGGGCCCCACUGCUCCUCCUCACGUGGCAACCACUGUGGCUGCUGGUCCAGGCAGCUCAGCCUCCGGAGUGGGCCCUGGACCCUGCCCAGUUGACCUCCGACUUCCUAGGGCCCGCCGAGCCCUGGUCUUCGCACUCCUCUGAACUCCCGCCCGAAUCGCCCCGGGCACUUACACCCCCCGCGGAGCCGGGGGGCUUUAAAUACUUGGGGUCCUCUGCUCCAGUCCAGAUGUUGGCCCCGCCUAAGGAAUUGACUGAGACUUUGGUUCCGUUCCCGGACACGGAUUCAGUUGGCGAGCUGCCCCCAGAGGCAGAUCAGGAUCUGAAUGACAAGCUAACCCAGCAUGAAAGGCUCCCGGAGGUGGCUCCAAGGCCAGGUUGGGAUCAGAAUCAGACCAUAGCUCUGCCUCUUGGACUCAAAAGUAAGAUUAAAGUUGUAGGUUUGGAUCAGGCUGAAGAUCACCAAUCAUUUGAAAUACUUGUUCCACCUCUGGAUGUUCAGAGUUCAAAGCCAACACAGUUUAUUGUUUCACCCCCAAACCUGGAGGAAGAUCUUGUUCAGCAUCGAAGGCUUGCCAAAGUCAUUGUUGGAACUCCCAACCAACUUGCAAAUAAAGAGCUCUUAGAACAGCUGCAGGAUGAUUCAGAUUCCAGUAUGGAUAUCCUAUAUCCUGGGGAGAACCUACCAGUGGAUUUCUCGGGGCGACCAGAACAACCUCCAAAUCUCCCUGAGGAGGCUGAAAUUCCCCCGCUCCUGCAGGAGACCCAAAAUCAUCUACAGUUCCCUGAGGAGGCUGAAUCUAUUUUGCCUCAGGUGGAGGCCCAGGCCCAGCAUCCAGAGCCUCCUGAAGAGAGAGAAACCUCUCCAGAUCAGCGGCAGCCUCUAUCUUCGCCUCCGGAGUUCCUUAAGGAAGGUGGAAGUUCUGUAAACCCACAGGAGGCCCCAGCUGAGCCUUCACGCACAACUGAAGAGGUUGAACCUUCUUCAGUCCAUCAGGAAGCCUCAGCUCAACCUACAGAGGCCCCUGAGGAAGUAGAACCUUUGACCCCUCAGGAGGCCCCAGGUCAACCUCUAGAGAUAUCUAAGGAGGUGGUACCGCAACCGAUAGGACAUGAGGUAGAUGUGCCGUCUCUCAGUCAGAAUGAAGCCCAGCGGCCAAACCUCCACAACGUGACUGUUAAGCCUGUGGAUCUGGCACUUACCAUAACUGUAACUCAGCCUCCAGAACACACGGAGGAGGCUGAGCCAUCUCCAAUCCAACCAGAGGCCCCUGCUCAGCCAGCAGAGCGCCCUGAAGAGGCUGAGCCCACCCCAGUCCAGCCAGAGAUCCCUGCUCAGCCUGUAGAGCUUCCCGAGGAGGCUCUGCCCACCCCAGUCCAGCCAGAGAUCCCUGCUCAGCCUGUAGAGCUUCCCGAGGAGGCUGUGCCCACCCCAGUCCAGCAGGAGGGCCUGGUUCAGCCAACAGAGAGCCCUGAGGAGGCUGUGCCCACCCCAGUCCAGCAGGAGGGCCUGGUUCAGCCAACAGAGAGCCCUGAGGAGGCUGUGCCCACCCCAGUCCAGCCGGAGACCCCAGUUCAGCCUGCAGAGAGCCCUGAGGAGGCUGGGCCCACCGCAGCCCAGCCAGAAGCCGUGGCUCAGCCUGUAGAGCUCCCCGAGGAGGCUGUGCCCACCCCAGUCCUGCCAGAAGCCGUGGCUCAGCCUGUAGAGCUCCCCGAGGAGGCUGUGCCCACCCCAGUCCAGCCAGAAGCCGUGGCUCAGCCUGUAGAGCUCCCCGAGGAGGCUGUACCCACCCCAGUCCAGCCAGAAGCCCUGGCUCAGCCUGUAGAGCGCCCUGAGGAGGCUGGGCCCACCCCAGUCCAGCCUCAGAAUCCUGCUCAGCCUAUAGAGCUCCCCGAGGAGGCUGGGCCCACCCCAGUCCAGCCAGAGACCCCGGCUCAUACUGUAGAGCUCCCUGAGGAGGCUGAGCCCACCCCAGUGCAGUCAGAGGACUUAGCUCAGCCAGCAGAGCUCCCUGAGGAGUCUGGGCCCACCCCAGCCCAGCUGGAGACCCCAGUUCAGCCCACGGAGCACCCUGAGGAGGCUGGGUCCACCCCAGCUCAGCCUGUAGAGGCCCCCGAGGAGGCUGGGUCCACCCCAGUCCAGCCAGAGGCCUCAGCUCAGCCAGCAGAGCACCCUGAGGAGACUGGGCCCACCCCAGUCCAGCUGGAGAUCCCAGUUCAGUCUGUAGAGCACCUGAAGGAGGCUGGGCCCACCCCAGUGCAGCCAGAGGCCCCAACUCUAGUUCCAGAGUUUCCUAUGGAGUACCUACCUCAAACUCCUGUAAAUAAUGAGAUGCUACGUCAACCUAUAAGCCACCAUCCAAGCUAUUUCAAGUUUGCCAGUGUUACAUAUAAACCUGUGGAUCUGGCACUUACUAUAACUCCAGAGCCGGCUAAGGAGGUUGAUUCUUCUACAGCCCAGCAGGAGAUCCCACCUCAGUCUCUUGAGCAUACUGAGGAAGCAGAACCUCCUUCAAUCCAGCAAGAGACCUCAGCUAAGCCUCCAGAGGAAGGUGAGCCUUCAGGUGAGCAGGAGCAACCAGCUCAGCCUUCUGAGUCUCCUGGGGGGACUGAACCUUUUCUAACUCAGCAGGAGACCCCAGCUCAGCCUUCAGAGCCUCCCGAGGAAGCUAAGCCUUCAAGCGUACAGGAACAACCAGCUCCCCUUUCUGAGCCUAGUGGGGAAUUUGAACAUUCUCUGACUCAGCAGGAGACUCCAGCUCAUUCCUCAGAAAAUCCUGAAGAGGCAGAACAUUUCCCAGCUCAGCAGGAGACCCCAACUCAUUCCUCAGAGAAUCCUGAAGAGGCAGAACACUCCCCAGCUCAGCAGGAGAUCCCAACUCAUUCCUCAGAGAAUCCUGAAGAGGCAGAACAUUCCCCAGCUCAGCAGGAGAUCCCAACUCAUUCCUCAGAGAAUCCUGAAGAGACAGAACAUUCCCCAGCUCAGCAGGAGAUCCCAACUCAUUCCUCAGAGAAUCCUGAAGAGACAGAACACUCCCCAGCUCAUCAGGAGACCCCAACUCAUUCCUCAGAGAAUCCUGAAGAGGCAGAACAUUCCCCAGCUCAGCAGGAGACCCCAACUCAUUCCUCAGAGAAUCCUGAAGAGGCAGAACACUUUCCAGCUCAGCAGGAGACCCCAACUCAUUCCUCAGAGAAUCCUGAAGAGGCAGAACAUUUCCCAGCUCAGCAGGAGAUCCCAACUCAUUCCUCAGAGAAUUCUGAAGAGGCAGAACACUCCCCAGCUCAGCAGGAGAUCCCAACUCAUUCCUCAGAGAAUCCUGAAGAGGCAGAACACUUUCCAGCUCAGCAGGAGACCCCAACUCAUUCCUCAGAGAAUCCUGAAGAGGCAGAACACUCCCCAGCUCAGCAGGAGAUCCCAACUCAUUCCUCAGAGAAUCCUGAAGAGGCAGAACACUCCCCAGCUCAGCAGGAGAUCCCAACUCAUUCCUCAGAGAAUCCUGAAGAGGCAGAACAUUCCCCAGCUCAGCAGGAGACCCCAGCUCAGCCUACAGAGCAUCCUGAGGAGGUAAAACCUGCAACCCAGCAGGAGCCCCCAGUUCCGCUUCCAGAGACUUUUGGAGAAGCUGAACCUUCUUCAGCCCAGGAGGAGGCCUCAGCUCAGCCUGCAGAACUUCCUGAUAAGGCAGAAUCUUCAAUCCAGCAGGAGACCCCAGCUCAGUCUCCAGGAGAGAUAGAACCUUCAGCAACCCUACAAGAACAACCAGCUCAGCCUCCAGAGCUGCCUUCUGGGGAGGUGGAAACUGCUCCAACCCAGCAGGAGCACGUAGCUCAACCUUUAGGGCAUCAGUGGGUGACAGUUUCGCCUCUAGGUCACCAUCAUGUUCAACACUUAAACAUUCCUAGUGUUAAACCUGCAGAUGUGCAGGUCACCAUAACACCAGAACCCACUCCAGAGGUGGAAACUCUGCCAGUUCAGCAUGAGGCUGCAGCUCAGCCCUCUGUGCCCCUUGAUGUGGAACCUUUUGCAGCCCAGCAUGAAGCCCCAACUCUGCCUCCACAGUCCCCUGAGGAAGCUGGACAUUUGCCAGUUGAGCAGGAGACUCCAACUGAUUCCCCAGAACCUACAAUACAGGAGAAACUUCCAGCACAGCAGGAGACCCCAGUUCAGCAUCUGGAGUAUCCUGGAGAAGUUAAACCUCCCACAACCCAGCAGGAGGCCCCAGCUCAGCAAUCACAGGCCCCUGAAGGAGGCAAACCAUCUUCAACCCAGGAGGAGGUCCCAGCCCAACCUCCAGAGACUCAGGGAGAGAGAGAACCAUCUUCAUCCCAGGAGGAGGCUCCAGCUCAGUUUCCACAGACCCCUGAGAAGGGUGAAUCUUCAGCCCAGGGGGAGAGCCAAGGUCAGCAUCCACAGACCCCUGAGGAGGUUGUACCUUCUCCAACCCAGCAGGAGGCCGAAGCUCAGCACCCUCAGGUCCCAGAGGAGAGAGAGCCUUCUUCAACCCAACAAGAGACCCCAAAUCAGUACCCAGAGUCUCUUGAAGGGAUUCAAUCUUCUCUGGCCCAGUCAGAGGCCACAGUUCAGCAUCCAAAUCCCCUUGGGGAGGUUAAACCUUAUGCAACAUAUCAGGAGGUCCCAAGUCAGCAUCUACAGACUUCGGAGGAGGUUUACCCUUCUGCCACCCAGCAGGAAGCUGCAGCUCAGCAUCCAGAGCCAUCUGGUGAGGUUGAACCUUCCCCAACCCAGCAGGAGGUCCCAGCUCACUCUCCAGAGCAUCAUGUGGUAACAGUUUCUCCUCUAGGUCAGAGUCAAGCUCAGGUUCUGCUGUUGCCCCAUGUCACUGUUAAACCUGUGGAUCUGGCACUUACCAUAACUCCAGAGUCCACCAAUGAGGUUGAAACUUCUUUACCCCAACAAGAGGCCCCAGCUCAGUCUGCAGCGUUCCCUGGGCAGUUGGAACCUUCUUCAGUCCAGUCAGAGGCCCAAGAUCAGCAUCCAGCCCCUCCUGGAAAUGUUGAACCUUCUCCAAUCCAACAGGGAGUCCCAACUCAGCCUGAAGAUCUUCCUGAAGAAAAUGAACUAUCCCCAAUUCAGCAGGAAGCUGCAGCUCAGUAUCCAGAGCCUUCUGGUGAGGUUGAACCUUCUCCGGUCCAGCAGCAAGGUCCAACCCAGCCUGAAGGUCUUCCUGAGGAAAUUGGAGCUCCUCCAAUCCAGCAGUGGAGCUCACCUCUGUCUCACAUGCAUGUUGUGGGUGUAGAACCUUCUCCAGUCCAGCAUGCUGUUCCAGGUCAUCAUCCAAACCCCAAUGAGGGGAUUGGGCCUUCUCCAGUUCAGCAUGAGAACCUAGCUCCGCCUCCAGAGUCCUCUACAGAUGUUGUAUCUCAGCCUCCAGUACAUCAUGAGGUGACAUUCUCACCUUUAGGUCCCGGUAAAGCUCAGUAUCCACUGUUGACCAAUAUCACAGUUAAACCUACAGAUCUGGAGAUUUCCAUAACUCCAGUGCCAACUAAGGCUGAGCAUUCUCUAGUGCAGCAGGAGUUCCCUGCUCAGGCUCCAGUUCCCCCUGAGCAGGUUGAAUUUCCUCCAACCCAGUCCAAGCCUCUUUUCCAGUCUCCGGAGAUCCCCAAAGAUGAAUCUCCUCCAGGCCAACAAGAGGUCAUAGCUCAGACUCCAGACCCUCCUAAGGAGGUGGAACCUGCUUCAAGCCAAUGGGAGGUCCCAGCUGAGCCAUCACAGACCCUUAAGGAGAUUGAACCAUCUGCAAAUGAACAUGCAGUCUCAGCUCAUCCUCCAAAGCCCCCCAAGGAAGUCAAACCUGCAACCCAACUGGAGGCCCCAGCUCAGUCUCCUGUCCCCCAGCAGGCCCAAACUGUACCCCCUGAGCCCCCUAAUGAGGUAGAACCUCCUCCCACGCAACUGGAGGCCCCAGCUCAGCCUCCCGAACUCCCUGAGAAGGUAGAAACAUCUCCAGCCCAGCAGGAAGUCUCAGCUCAGCCUUUGGAGCCCCCUAAUGAAGCAGAAUCUUCAACCCAGCAGGAGGCCCUAGCUCAGUUUCCAGUUCACCAACAGGCCCCAGCUAUAUCUCAGCCCCCUAAGGAGGUAGAAUAUUCUCCAACCCAGCAGGAGGCCCCAGCUCAGUCCCCUGUCCCCCUGCAGGCCCCAGCUAUAUCUCCUGAGCCCCCUAAGGAGAUAGAAACUUCUCCCACACAGCUGGAGCCCCCAGUUCAGCCUUCAGAGCCCCCUAAUGAGGCAGAAUCUUCUCCAACCCAGCAGGGGGCCCCAGCUCAGUCCCCUGUCCCCCCGCAGGCCCCAGCUAUAUCUCCUGAGCCCCCUAAGGAGGUAGAACCUUCUCCCACACAGCCGGAAGCCCCAGCUCAAUCCCUUGUCCCCCCACAGGCCCCUGCUAUAUCUCCUGAACCCCCUAAUGAGGUAGAACCUUCUCCCACACAGCCGGAGGCCGCAGCUCAGCCUUCAGAGCCCCCUAAUGAGGCAGAAUCUUCUCCAACUCAGCAGGAGGCCCCAGCUCAGUCCCCUGUCACCCCACAGGCCCCAGCUAUAACUCCUGAGCCCCCUAAGGAAGUGGAACCUUCUCCCACACGGCCAGAGGCCCCAGCUCAGCCUCCAGAGCCCCCUGAGAAGGUAGAACUAUCUCCAGUCCAGCAGGAAACCCCAGCUCAGCCUUCAGAGACCCCUAAUGAGGCAGAAUCUUCUUCAACCCAGCAGGAGGCCCCAGCUCAGGCCCCUGUCCCCCUGCAAGCCCCAGCUAUAUCUCCUGAGCCCCCUAGGGAAGUGGAACCUCCUCCCACACAGCCGGAGGCCCUAGCUCAGCCUCCAGAGCCCCCUAAUGAGGCAGAGUCUUCUUCAACCCAGCAGGAGGCCCCAGCUCAGGCCCCUGUCCCCCUGCAAGCCCCAGCUAUAUCUCCUGAGCCCCCUAGGGAAGUGGAACCUUCUCCCACACGGCCAGAGGCCCCAGCUCAGCCUCCAGAGCCCCCUGAGAAGGUAGAACUAUCUCCAGUCCAGCAGGAAACCCCAGCUCAGCCUUCAGAGACCCCUAAUGAGGCAGAGUCUUCUUCAACCCAGCAGGAGGCCCCAGCUCAGGCCCCUGUCCCCCUGCAAGUCCCAGCUAUAUCUCCUGAGUCCCCUAAGGAAGUGGAACCUUCUCCCACACGGCCAGAGGCCCUAGCUCAGCCUCCAGAGCCCCCUGAGAAGGUAGAGCCACCUCCAGUCCAGCAGGAAACCCCAGCUCAGCCUUCAGAGCCCCCUAAUGAGGCAGAAUCUUCUUCAACCCAGCAGGAAGCCCCAGCUCAGGCCCCUGUCCCACCGCCAGCUCCAGCUAUAUCUCCUAAACCCCCUAAGGAGGUGGAACAUUCUCCCACACAGCCAGAGGCUCCAGCUCAGCCUCCGGAGCCUCCUGAGAACGUAGAACCAUCUCCAGUCCAGCAGGAAGCCCCAGCUCAGCCUUUAGAACUUCCUGACAAAGUGGAACCUUUUCCAGUCUCUCAAGAGACCCAUUCUCAGCUUCCACAGUCUCCUGAGAAGGUGGAAUCCUCUCCAGACCUGCAAGAAGCCCCAUCUCUACCUCUAGAGCCCCUUAAGGAGAUAGAACCUUCUCCAAACCAGCAGGAGGCUCCAGCUCAGCCUCCAGAACCACCUAAGGAGGUUGUAACACAACCUCCAGUCCAUAAGGAGGUGAUAGUUCCACCUCCAGGACAAGAUCAAGCUCAGUAUUCACACUUGCCCAGUGCCACUGUUAAACCUGUUGACCUGGAGCUUACUGUAACUCCAGAGCCUACUACGGAGGCUGAGCAUUCUACGGCCCUGCAGCAGACUCUAACUCUUCCAGAGGACCCCGCGGUGACAAUUCCACAUCCAGAGCAUGUUCAGGCUCAGCAACCAAAUUUGACUGAAGUCACUGUUCAACCUUUAGACCUGGAGCUUACUGUAACUCCAGAACCCACUACAGAGGUUGAACCUCCAACCAUGCAGGAGACCCCAGAUCAGCCUUCAGAGCUGCCUAAGGAGGUUGUAGGUCAGCCUCCCGCAUAUCAGGAGGUGACAGUUCCAACUCAAGGCCAAGAUCAAACUCAACAUCUAUUAUUACCCAACGUAACAUUUCGACCUUUGGACCUGGAGCUUACCGUAACUCCAGAACCCACUACAAAGGUUGAGCAUUCUCCAACCACGAAGAAAACUACAGCUCCCCCAAAGGACCUCGAAGUGACAUUUGCACACCUAGAGCAGAUUCAGGCUCGGCAUCCAACUUUGACUGAAGUCACAGUUCAACCUUUGGACCUGGGGCUUACCAUAACUCCAGAAUUCACUAAGGAGACUGAACUUUCUGUACCUAUGCAGGAGAUCCCAGUUCAGCCUCCAGAGAAACCUAAGGAGGUUGCCGUAGCUCAAUCUCCAGUAUAUCAGGAGGAGACUGUUCCAACACCAGGUCAGGAUCAAGCUCAGCAUCCAUCAUCACCCAAUGUAACAGUUCAACCUUUGGACCUGGAACUUACUGUAAGUCCAGAACCCACUACAGAGGUUCAACAUUCUACAACCUUGAAAAAGACUACAGCUCCUCCAAAAGACCUUGAGGUGACAUUUGCACAUUCAGAGCAGGUUCAGUCUCACCGUCCAACCUUAAAUAAAGUCACAGUUAAACCUUUGGACCUGGAACUCACUGCAACUCCAGAAUCUACUACAGAGGUUGAACUUUCUUCAGCCAUUCGUGAGACCCCAGAUCAGCCUCCAGAGCCACCUAAAGAACUUGUAUCUCAACCUCCCAUGUAUCAAGAGGCAGUGGUUCCAACACCACGUCAGGAUCAAGCUAAGCAUCUGUGGUCAUCAAAUGUGACAGUUCAACCUUUGGACCUGGAGAUUACCAUAACUCCAGAAUCUACUACAGAGGUUAAACAGUCUACAACAAUGCAGCAGCAGCAAACUACAACUCCUCCAAAGGACCUUGAGGUGACAUAUCCACAGUCAGAGCAGGUUCAGGUUCAGCAUCCAACCUUAAAUAAAGUCACAGUUAAACCUUUGGACCUGGGUCUUACCAUAACUACAGAACGUACGACAGAGACUGAAACUUCUCCAACCAUGCAAGAGACCCCAACUCAGCCUCCAGAGUUGCCUAAGGAGAUUGUAGUUCAAUAUCCAUUCCAUCAGGAAGCAACAGCUCCAACUCCAAGUAAGGAUCAAGCUCAGCAUCCAGUUUCAGCCAGCAUCACAUUUCAUCAUGAGGACUUGGUGCUUACCAUUACUCCAGAACCUAUUACAGAGGCUGAACAUUCUACAAACAUGAAGAAGACUACACCUUCUCCAAAGGACCUUGAGGUGACACUUGCACAUCCAGAACAGGUUCAGAGUCAACAUCCAAACCUGACUGAGGUCACAGUUCCACCAAUGGACCUGGAAAUUACUGUAACCGCAGGAUCCAAUAUGGAGGUUGAACCUUCUCCAACCAUGCAAGAGACCCCAACUCAGCCUCCAGAGCUACCUAAGGAGAUUGUAAUACAAUAUCCAUUCCAUGAGGAGGUGACAACUCCAACUCCAAGUAAGGAUCAAGGUCAGCAUCCAGUGUCACCCAGGGUUACAUUUCAUCGUGAGGACUUGGGGCCUACCAUUACUCCAGAACCUACUACAGAGGCUGAAUAUUCUACAACCACAAAGAAGACUACAACACCUCCUCCAAAGGACCAUGAGGUGACACUUGCACAUCCAGAACAUGUUCAGAGUCAACACCCAAACCUGACUGAAACCACGGUUCUACCUGUGGACCUGGAAAUUACUGUAAGUCCACAACCAGAGUCAUCUGAGACAGUUUUUCCGCCAACGACCCAGCAUUCACUGGUGCAUUUUGUAAAAUACACCCCAGAAAAGGCACGCACAGCUUUAACUGAGCCACCAGAAGAGAAUGCUACCAUGAACAUCAACAUAUGUGAGCUCUGUACCUGCAAAGAUGAGACGCUGUCAUGUACUGGUUUCAGCCCAAAGCAGAGGCUCCGCAGAGUGCCUGUGCCAGAGCCCAACACCUACAAUGGCACCUUCACCAUCUUAAAUUUCCAAGGAAAUUCUAUUUCUUACAUUGAUGAAAAUAUAUGGAAGGCAUAUCGAUGGGCUGAGAAACUGAUUCUCAGUGAAAAUUCUUUGACUGAAUUACAUAAGGACUCUUUUGAAGGCCUGCUAUCCCUCCAGUAUUUAGAUUUAUCCUGCAAUAAAAUACAAUCUAUUGAAAGACGUACAUUUGAACCACUACCCUUUUUGCAGUUUAUAAAUCUUGGUUGCAAUUUACUCACGGAACUGAGCUUUGGAACAUUUCAGGCUUGGCACGGAAUGCAGUUUUUACACAAGUUAAUUCUCAAUCGUAAUCCUCUGACAACUGUUGAAGAUUCAUAUCUUUUUAAAUUGCCGGCAUUAAAAUAUUUAGACAUGGGAACGACACAGGUGACCCUUUCAACAAUUGAGAGCAUCCUCAUGAUGACCCUUGAAUUGGAAAAACUGAUUUUACCUAGCCGUAUGGCCUGCUGUCUCUGUCAAUUCAAAAAUAAUAUUGAGGUUGUCUGCAAGACAGUCAAGCUGCAUUGUGACAGUGAAUGUAUGACAAAUGCCACACAUUGUGAUGAAGAAGUAUCUAUAAGGAAUACAGAAGGCUCAUUCAUGAAGGUAUUAAAAGCCCGGAAGAAGAGCACCAGUACUGAGCUGACUAUUGAGCCAGAGAAGGCAUCCUCAGACAAAAAUAGCGUCAGUCUAGCCUUUAUCAAUGAGCAGCUAGACUUCAAUGAUGAAAGUGAUGUUAUUAGUGCACUGAAUUACAUAUUGCCUUAUUUCUCAGAGGGAAAUCUAGAAGAUGUAGAAUCAACAUUAUUACCAUUUAUUAAACUUCUGUUUUCAAAUGUACAAGAUGGAGACAAGCCCACAGGUCCCUUGACAAACAACACAGGGAGCCUAUCUCUUAAACCUGGACCCAAUAAUUCAACUUACAAAAAUAAACUGAAGAAACUCUACUUUCUGGAAAAUUUGUUAGAUGCAGAAAUUCAAGAAAAAAUUGAUGAGGUGAAAAAAAAAGAAAAAAUUGCCAUGCUUAUACAUUCCGGUCUUUUCGGUCCCAAAUUUAAACGCCAGAUCUUUCCAAAGAAAUUAGAAACUGCCCAAGCUCAGGAAGAGAGCCUCGCCAAGGCUGAGCAUGUAGGGAAAAAGAUGCUGAGAGUGAAAAAGGUCAUCAAGGGCCCCAAGGGCCUACGGAAAAGAUACUUCAAAGAAUUGCGCCGUCAGAGAAACCAGAAGAAACAGAAUGCCCAGCCAUUUGUGGAGAACGUGGCCAAAGAAAGAAGGCUCGGGAGACCAUCUACAAGGGAGCUGGAGCAGCUUCACAUGGCGCAGAGGCCCAAGAAAUUAGUGGGGGACUCCUUCAAUACAGAGCCUUCAUUCAUAAAGGAGCACAAGGCAGCAGUCUCUUCCUUCCUGAAACAAUACUCGUUGGGCAGGCCUCCUGCCUCCACUGCUCCAAAAUCCCUACCUGAGGUGAAAAACAAAUCAAAAGACUUAACCUACACUAUUUUUGUUUUAGAGGAUGCAAAUGCUAGAGUUAAGAAUCUGAAGGCUCCCAGACCAGUCUCACAUUCCGGAAAGAAGUACAUCUUUCAUAAACCUCACUCACGUGUGGUCCACAGAGAACCCAAGGCCAAACGGAAUCGAAAAUUCAAAAAGAAAAGUCCUCUCAGAAAUAGACUGAUGCUGGCAAAGAGGCCUCCAUUCUCUGCAGUCAGGAGCCUCAUAAAUUCCCCCUCACGGGAGGCUUUUUCAUCUUCAGGAGAAAUGAGUUCUCAGGAAAAUCCUUUUCCGGAAUUAUUUACUCUUUCAGAACCUCUUAGGGAAAACACUACUGUGGAAAACACUACUACGCAGAAUAUUUUUGAAGAGACGGUGCCAGAACAAACCCUCCCUGAAUUCAGGAACCAUGAGAAUCUUCCCAGGGCACAUUCUGCAGCCACCAGAGACAACUUUAUGCCAACUGUUAAACAAACCAAUGAAACACAAUGGGAAUACCACAACAUGGGCACCGAAUUGCCCCCGAAGUCCACAGAGUUCACUGUGUCGAAGCACUCAGCCACAGGGGAUCUAUUUGAAAUUCAGCUAAACCAGCAGCUACGGUCCCUCAUCCCCAACAAUGAUGUGAGAAGGCUCAUUUCUCAUGUUAUCCGGACUUUGAAAAUGGACUGCUCCGAGACCCACGUGCAACUGGCCUGUGCCAAGCUCAUCUCCAGAACAGGCCUCCUGAUGAAGCUUCUCAGUGAGCAGCAAGAAGUAAAGGUGUCCAAGGCUGAGUGGGAUACGGACCAAUGGAAAACUGAGAACUAUAUCAACGAGAGCACAGAAGUCCAGAGUGAACAGAAAGGGCAGGAGUCCAGUGAGCUCACAAAAGAAGUUCCAGGUUAUGGCUAUAACAACAAACUCAUCUUGGCAAUAUCUGUGACUGUAGUAGUGAUGAUUUUGAUUAUAGUUUUCUGUCUCAUUGAGAUUUAUUCUCAUAGAACAGCAUCAGAGGAAGGUAAAGAAGGAAACUCAAGGGGCUUCUUUCGGUCUCUGCUGCGGAAGAGAUGCUCAUCCGAAAAUGAGAAUCAGGAGGGCUUUUUCUGGAGAAGGCGGCCACUUUGGCUUCGGGACAUGUACAGACCUCUCAAUGCCACACGCAAGAAAAACAUGGCACAGAAGUUACAUGACAAGGAUUCUUCUGAUGAGGAUGAGAUUUUCAACAAGGAACCAGGAGAGAAAAGUGAAGCCACAGCAGAGAAGACUCAGGCCACAGAUUCGACUGCUGAAGAGCUGGGUGAGGAGAGUGAGACCGCCGCAGAGACCGUCACCGAGUGAGCCCAGCCUGCCUCAGGCCGCCUACAGAGUUUAUUUUCUGAUAUUGGCUUCUCAGCAUUGCCUGUAAAAUACUUAUUUUUCUCAUAUUAAAAUGUAUAAGUUCAUAACCAA
Molecule: messenger RNA, 13095 nt
Organism: Mustela lutreola (European mink)
Lineage: Eukaryota; Metazoa; Chordata; Mammalia; Carnivora; Mustelidae
Product: titin-like
Exons: 14
Coding region: 109-12984 (4291 amino acids)
Molecular function (GO): protein binding
Source: RefSeq, a predicted model, not a curated record